CUCCACCGGCAGCGCAGCUCCGCCGGGCGCGCCGGCGGCAGGACCGCUCCCGCCACCCCUGCCCUCCGCCCGGGAUCCCGGCCCCCGGCUCGCAGGAGCCCAGGCAUGGCUGCCUCCUACUGGAUGCUGUCAGCUCUCUUUCACCUUGUUUGCACUUCCAAUGUUGAUGUGAAAAAUGCACUGACCUUCAGUGGGCCUUUGGAAGACAUGUUCGGCUACACAGUCCAACAGUAUGAAAAUGAGGAAGGGAAAUGGGUACUUAUUGGUUCACCACUAGUUGGCCAACCUGAGAAAAGAACAGGCGAUGUCUACAAAUGCCCUGUAGGAAGGGACAGCCCAUCACCCUGUACAAAACUGAACUUACCAGCUUCUACUUCAGUUCCUAAUGUCGUGGAAGUAAAAGAAAACAUGACUCUUGGAACAACCUUAGUGACUAACCCAAAAGGCGGGUUUCUGGCAUGUGGACCACUUUAUGCUUAUAAAUGUGGACGUUUGCAUUACACAACUGGAGUUUGUUCUAAUGUCAGCUCCACUUUUGAAACUGUUGAGGCCAUUGCUCCGUCUGUGCAAGAGUGUAAAACCCAGUUGGACAUUGUCAUAGUCCUUGAUGGGUCUAACAGCAUUUAUCCAUGGGAGAGUGUCACAGACUUUCUGAACAGCCUCCUGAGAAAUAUGGAUAUAGGUCCUCAGCAAACACAGACAAAGUUUGAAUAUCAGAUGAGUCUUGAACCUAUAAAGCAAACGUGCUGCUCACCAUUAAAACAGGACACCUGCAAAGUUCUUAAGAAUGAGCCUUGCGGUGCACGGUUUGGGACUGCAAUUGCUGCAGUGAAGGACCUCAACCUGGAUGGAUACAAUGACAUUGUGAUAGGCUCCCCCUUGGAAGAUGACCAUCGGGGAGCUGUUUAUAUUUAUCAUGGCCGUGGGAAAGCAAUCAGUAAAAAAUAUUCACAGCGUAUUGCAUCAGGUGGAGACGGGGAAAAAGUGAAAUUUUUUGGCCAGUCUGUGCACGGAGAAAUGGAUUUAAACAACGACGGGCUGAUUGAUGUUACCAUCGGAGGCCUUGGUGGGGCUGCCCUCUUCUGGUCUCGUGAUGUGGCUGAAGUAAAUGUUUCCAUGCAAUUUAUACCUAAAAGCAUCAAUAUUCAACAACAAAAUUGUCAGAUAAAUAUAAAGAAAACAAUAUGCAUAGAUGCCACAAUUUGUUUUAAGACCAGACUAAAGUCAAAAGAAGAUAUAUUUGAAUCCAGUCUGCAGUAUUGGAUUACCCUUGAUGCACAAAGACAGAUAUCUCGGAGCCUGUUCACAGAAAGCCAUGAGAGGAAAAUGCAAAAAAAUAUAACUAUCAAAGGGUCAGAAUGUACGAAACAUAACUUCUACAUGUUGGAUAAGCCUGAUUUUCAGGACUCAGUAAAGGUAUUGCUGGAAUUCAAUUUUUCUGAUCCAGAGAGCGGACCUGUUCUUGAUAGCAACUUGCCAAAUUCAAUAGCAGAAUAUAUUCCUUUCACAAAAGAUUGUGGAGCCAAAAAUAAAUGCAUUUCAGAUCUUGUUCUGAUUGUAAAAGCAAGCAUAGCUGGAGACAGCUCUUCUCCAUUCAUUGUAAAGUCACGCAAUGAUAAGUUCACCAUCCAGCUCUCUGUGAAGAACAAAAAAGACAGUGCCUAUAAUACCAGAGUUUUGGUUCAAUAUUCUCCAAAUAUUAUUUUUGCUGGCAUUGAGGAUAUACAGAAAGAUAGCUGUGAAUCCAAUCACAACAUCACCUGUAAAGUGGGAUAUCCAUUUCUAAAACCUUCAGAAGAGAUUUCCUUCAAAAUAUCAUUCCAAUUCAACGCAUCAUAUCUCCUGGAAAAUGCUACUAUUCAUGUGUAUGCAACAAGUGACAGUGAGGAACCACCUGAGACCCUGAGUGACAACAGAGGACAUGUUACAAUUCCAGUGAAAUAUGAAGUAGGAUUAAUAUUUGUAAGUGUUUUCAAAGAGCACCAUGUUAUAAUUGCAGCAAACGAUACUGUCCCUACUGCUAUUAACACAACAGAGCAGAUUGGGGAUGAAGUUACUCUACAUUAUAGGAUUGAAAAAGGUGAACACUUUCCAAUGCCAAACCUCACACUGCAGAUCUUAUUUCCAAAUGUUACAGCUGCCAAAAACACUCUUCUCUAUCUUACUGCACUGUCACAUUCCCAGAAUGCCAUCUGCCAAACUAGUUACCCUGUAGAUCCCUUAAAGAUUGGCACUGGGAAGCCAUUUGUGUUGUCAAAAAUAAAAGAACCUACAAGGGAUACAAUUAUGGACUGUGAUACGUACAGCUGUGCCUCUAUUAAUUGUGCCCUGGUCCCAUCUGACAUAUAUCAAGUGAAUGUUUCGUUGAGAGUAUGGAAACCUACCAUCAUAAAAGCCAGUAUUCACAGCUUGACCCUUGUUGUGAAAGCAUUACUUAGGAGUGAGAACUCAUCACUGAUUUUGAGAAAUGACCAUCAAAAACUGGAGACCAUGAUUAAAAUUUCCAAAGAACACCCACCGGGUACAGUCCCUUUAUGGGUUAUUCUCCUGAGCAUCUUCGCCGGACUCUUGAUUCUUGCACUGCUUAUAUUUGCUCUGUGGAAGGCUGGAUUUUUCAAAAGGCCAUUAAAGAAGAAAAUGGAGAAAUGAAAAAAGGGAAAAAAAAAAAAAAAAAAAAAAAAAAGCAGAAAUUUUUGCUCAGGUCUGCCUCCAAAAUAUUACUGUAAAAUUAUAAACUUGGAUGUAAUGAUUACAAUGCUUUCUACAUGCUGGUGCAUUAAAAAAAAAACAACCCAUGAAACAGAAAAACAAGAAGAAAAUCAAGCGCAUAUGCAAAGGAAUUAUGAACAAAAAAAAUAAACAACCUUGCAGCAUUUUGUGAUCUUCAACAAUGUACCUUUAAGCGUUACUCAUUUCUGGAGAGUAACUGAGUUCAAAGAUUCUAAUGUUUUUGAAUACGGAAAGUUUGUAAUCAUAUUUUUAUAUACCUAUGUAUGUGGAACCAUUUUUCAUUCCAAAUUACACAACAGGUCAGCUUGUAUGUAGCAAUCCCAGUCUUUUUUAUCGCCUUAUGAUUUUCAAAAGGAAAAUGCAUUUUCAAAAUUCCCUCCUAAUGUCAGUUCUGUGGAAGCAGAUUCUCAAUUCACUACAAGGCAGAACAUGUAAACUUUGAGAAUGCACCAAAUACUGUGUGAUAGCUGAGGCAGCAGCAACUCAGAAGACAGAAGCACCUCCAAAAUAUUGGGUGAAAAUUACCGAAACACCAUGGAUUUCUCUUUCUGCUCAUUUUAGCAUGUCAGCUGAACAAAGGAUACUUCAAGAAAGGGAUUUUUUUGAUCAAGAGGACCAUAAAGGGUUGAUCCAUUAAAUCACAUAACUGUUUGAACUUGAAAUAUAUUUUUGGCAGGCCUAAAAAUGCGCAAAUCAUUCAAGCUCGUCUGAUUGCACACUGUACUCAAAUAAGCAGGGGCAUAAUUGUAUCUGAAAACUGAAAUGUCCGUAUUUAUGUGGAAAAUGUUUAGAGGCAUCCUGAAAGUUUGACUCUUGCUGUAUAUCUUGGAGUAGCCAGCAGGGUGCUUCAUAAACUGUCACUGUAAAUUUAUUGUGUAGCUAUUUAAUCCAAUGAAUUUAAAGUGUACAAAAUUAAAAUUAUCAAAAGAGCACAGAUAGGAAAUUCAGCACUGGCAAGCUUCUUCUAGUCUUAUAAGUCACAGCUCAUCUUUAUUACUUAGGAAUUUAAGAAGUGAUGAAGAAUUUGCAUACUAAAUAAGCACUUAAAAAUUAUGUUUAUUUUGUGUCAAAGAUUAAAAGUUUAUAUGAGAAUACACUGAAAUGUAGAUAGCAAAAGGUUUCUUUAAGAAUUUUUUCUUUCUAUUUAGAUCAUUCAGUUUCUUCCUUUCUUUCAUGCACCUGUCUUCCUCCCAUGAGGAUCUCUCCUUGGGGCUCAUGGCUGUGCCAUGACCUUGAGACCUUCCUGUGUUUCUUGGAGACACAUGAAAUUAACAGGAGAAAAAGGAUGCAUGCUGGCAAAGUGUGAUGCUGCCUCAGCGUGAUUCAGAAUUGAUUACCGGUAGGAGAGAAAAUGCUGAGGAGGUGUUCUAAGUUCUGUAAGACAUACUUGUUGGCCAAAAAGCUUUGCCUUGCAAAGGAAGCCAGGAAAAUUUCUUCCUCCUCUGGGCACAAAUAUUACUGAUUUUUUUUUAAAAAAAAAAAAAAAAAAAAAGUUUUUGCUUAUCACUGUCCUUCUAGUAAUAGCUUAAAAAGAGUAAUAAAUUUUAUAAAUACUUAUUUUUCAAGGAGAGAAUGUAGAUUGAGUUGAACAUGCUGACAACUCUGAAAGUAUUCCAGAAGGUGCUUCAUUGCUUCAAAGAUGCUGUCACUCUUCAGUACCUUUUAUUUAGUUCCUUAAAAGUUAGGGAAAGUAGUUAUUGGGGAAGGCUGACUUAUGUGAAUGCAACGAGUAGGAUUGAGUUUGAAAGUGUUGGCAAUUUCUCCUCAUGUCUGUGGGAAAGGUGGUUAUUUCAUAGCAGCACUCUGCUGAAGGUAGCAGUAUGACUCAGAGGAGAGGGCAGAGCCCUCCGUGGGAACACUGUGGGUGGCUGUGCUUUGCAGAGCCUGAGAGAUCUGCUGAGGCAGUGGGACAUGGUUACUGUGCUCCUCUGGACAGCUGGAAGGGCACCCUGCCUGAAGGAGGUCUUAGCAAAGACCACAUGAAUGGAAGCAAUAAAGUGACGUAGAGGAAUUGUGGAUAGAAACCCUGCUUCAUUCAUUCUGAAAGCCAAAAAUCUAUCUGUUGAACUGUGAAGAUAAAUACAACAGUGAUUUCAGUCCCAAGCAAGAUGCAGGUUUUACUUCAGAAAAAUAUAUUAUUUCUCUCAUUUGUUUAAAAGAUUUAAAUAGCAUUUGUCACCAUGACAUUUGAACACAUUGAAAUUGUAAUUCUUCUCUCACAGUAUCUCUGAAAAGGCAUAGCAGUGUUGUUAACCUCUUAUGAGUUUGUAAAGAAACAGAAUUUUGAAGGAAUUGUGACUCAUCUAUGCACACGUAGGAAGUCUAUGGUAGCAGAGGAAAUACUUGUAUUUAUUAUUAUUCAUUCAGCUUGUUAACAAUGAGAUCAUUUUUCCUGGCUUCAUAAAAUUACUCACAAGUUGUGUAAAACACAUAAUUCUUAUGCAGCAUAUUUUUAAGUGUUUCACUAUUUAGUUAUGAUAAGCUGUUAGCCAGAGCUUUUAAUUUUUCCCAUGACUUUUCAUAUCUUAUUUUAAAACAUCAACCUAACUGAAAAAUAUAUAAGUCAAAAGAAGUCUAUUUCCCUAGAUGAAGACUAUGCAAAAAUAAAUCAGUAGUAUUUAUCAAUGUAGAGUAUAAAAUCAGUGUUUCAUUUUAAACUCUCUUUGCACUGUAAAAUCAGUAAUAAGCUUUGUAUAACCACGCUGCUUUCCUUUUUCAUGAUACUUUCUCUCUUUUCACAUUUCACUAUUAUCAUGUUUUCAACUAUAAUAUCUAUUUAAUAGAUAAGUAUACAUACAUACAUACAUACAAGUAUGUCAAGGGGAUAGCACUAUAGCACAUUACUCUUACACGAUUCUUAACAAUUAGAAAAUUCAUUGUUUUUAUCCAUACUAGCCUUUCCACACAGCACUGGAAGAGCAGUAUUUUACUGCUUUUCAUGAUAUACAACCAAAAAAACCUGCUGAAAGUGAUUCCUUGAGCAAAGCAAUAUUGCAAACAUCAGGAACAUCUUACUUAAAUUUGGCAGGCACUAAAGUAGCGGAACCUAAUUUUACAGCAUGUAAUCAGUUUUAUUCCUAAGAAUAGACACAUUGGGUUGUAAUGUGAUUCUAAUAACUAUGAAGAUAAAUAUUUUUUAUGGAAGCAAAAGUGUGUAAAAAUUAAUAAUAAACUGGGUGUGUUACCACAGAUUAGGCAACUAAAGUUCCCACCCAACUCAUUUUCUGACUUCAGCACUGAAGCAGGUAAUUUUGUGGGAAUGGACAAGCUACUUUUCUAUAGGGCAGGGAUUCUCUGCACACUCCUGCCUCAAUAUCAGGUUGUUCUAGAGAUUGCUGAUCCCAUACGUGAUUUUAGAAAACUUAGGAAACAGCAUCUCCAUUAGAGCAUUCUCCUUGAGCAGCUGGUUGUGCUCCAUGGGCAGUUCCUUUGCUUGUCUGGUUUCACUCUAAGUCAUAACUAUGAGCCAUUACUACAGACACAACCCACAUACCCUGACCCUUACCUGAGCUCUUUAGUGCAUAUCCUGUGCUGAGUCAUUUUAAGCAUGGUAUUCCUCUUUUUCAGAACUUGAGUCAGAGGAAUCAACCUUAAACUGAAGCCAAGGGUUUUCAUCUCACCUGGCACCAAGAGGCUGGAGUUAGGGUCAUAUUCAUCUCAUGAAUUCCACAUAAUCUAAUUGGUUAAUUUCUUUAAUUGCCUAUUGUAUAGAUGAUGACCCAUUCAAAAGUAAAAGCAGAUAAGAUAAUCAGAAUGUACUGCUCUUACCUAUACCACUUAACAGGAAUAAAUGGGGAUUUACAUACUUCUUAAAGAAAACCACAACAUUCUGCAUAGCAUUUUCUUUUUCCUGUAAAAGUAUUCCAUGUGCUUUAUUGAUUAAAACAGAAAUUAAGAGUCUAA
This is a messenger RNA of Hirundo rustica (Barn swallow), 6633 nucleotides long. It is a transcript of the gene ITGA1, whose product is annotated as integrin subunit alpha 1. Bases 106 to 2649 code for a protein of 847 amino acids. The record is from RefSeq and is a predicted model, not a curated record. Gene Ontology annotation, cellular component: external side of plasma membrane; integrin complex. Gene Ontology annotation, biological process: cell adhesion mediated by integrin; integrin-mediated signaling pathway; cell-matrix adhesion. The transcript is spliced from 23 exons. Gene Ontology annotation, molecular function: integrin binding. NCBI's taxonomy places the organism in Eukaryota, Metazoa, Chordata, Aves, Passeriformes, Hirundinidae.